UUUUUUUUAAGUCAAAGAAACAGAUAUAUUUUACAAAUAUUACACAUUUAAAUAAGGUUUAUUAGACGCUGAUAAAAUGGCUCCUAGAUUAAUCAGAGAUUCCUUUGUAGGAAGACUAAUCUAUCACUUGACAAGUCACAAGUACUUCAACUAUCCUGAAGAACAACCAGGGUACAUUGUUCCUGAAAAGUAUUUGGCAGAAUCCAAACCUGAAUCUAACUUUGACAAAGAAGCAAUUGAGGUCGAUGCCAAUGCUCCUUCAAAUUCUUCAGUUGACAGUGAAGGUACUAAACAACCAAAUGAUGAUAUAAUUGUCACUUGGGAAAGUGAUGAUGAUCCCGAAAACCCCUUGAAUUGGCCAAUUGCCAAGAAGGCAUUUGUAAUUUUCCAAGUUUCAUUUUUGACUACUUCGGUUUACAUGGGUUCUGCCGUUUACACCCCUGGUAUUGAAGAAAUCAUGCAAGAGUUUAACAUUAGUGUUACUGUUGCUACAUUACCAUUAACCCUUUUCGUUCUUGGUUAUGCUGUUGGUCCAUUGGUGUUCAGUCCACUUUCCGAAAAUGCCGUUUUUGGAAGAACUUCGAUUUAUAUCUUAACCUUGGCCAUGUUUGUUAUUUUACAAAUACCAACUGCAUUGGUGCACAAUAUUGCUGGAUUAUGUGUCUUGAGAUUCUUGGCUGGGGUUUUUGCUUCUCCAUGUUUAGCCACUGGUGGUGCUACUGUUGCUGAUGUCUUGACACCUCCAUAUAUUCCUGUUGGAUUAGCCUCAUGGGCUUUAGGUGCUGUUUGUGGUCCUUCAUUUGGUCCAUUCUUUGGUGCUAUCUUGGUUACCAAGGCAAGUUGGAGAUGGACUUUCUGGUUUAUGUGUAUUCUUGCUGGUUUCUCUCUUUUCUUCUUGUCUUGGUCCUUCCCAGAAACUUAUGGUAAGACUUUGUUAUACCGUAAGGCCAAGAGAUUAAGAGGUAUUACUGGUAAUCAAAGAUUGAUUUCUGAAGGUGAAAUUGAAAAUAGAAGCAUGACCAUCCAUGAAAUUGCCAUUGACACUUUAUGGAGACCAAUUGAAAUCUUUAUCAUGGAACCAGUUAUCCUUAUGAUUAACAUUUACAUUGCUUUGGUCUAUAGUAUCUUUUAUCUUUUCUUUGAAGUUUACCCAAUCUUCUUCCAAGAAAUCAGAGGAUUCACUUUAAUUGAAUUAGGGUUGACUUAUUUCGGUACUAUCAUUGGUAUUUGGAUUGCCGCUGCUAUCUACAUCCCUAUUGUUCGUCAAGUAUUUACAAAGAGACUUCUUAGAGGUGAAGGUAUCCAACCAGAAGUAUUCAUGCCAUUGGCAAUUGCUGGUUCCAUCUGUAUGCCAAUUGGGUUAUUCAUUUUUGGCUGGUCUGCUACUCGUCAUACCCAUUGGAUUGGUCCAAUUAUUGGGGGUGCUAUUUUCGCUGCUGGUGGGUUUAUGAUUUUCCAAACCUUGUUUUGUUUCAUUGCCGGUUCUUUCCAAUACGUUGGUUCGAUUUUCGCUGGUAACAAUUUGUUCAGAUCAAUUACCGCUGGUUGUUUCCCAUUGUUUGGAAGACCAUUGUAUAACAACUUAGCCACUAAGGAAUUCCCCGUGGCCUGGGGUGCAUCGCUUUUAGCAUUUAUUGCGCUUGGUAUGAUUGCCAUUCCUGUUUUGUUCUACUUGAAUGGUCCAAAGUUGAGAGCUAGAUCUAAGUAUGCUUUACACUGGGGUUAAAUGGUAAAUAAUGGGUGAUCUUGUUUAUAGUUGGUUUUUCAUGAUUUUUGAUUUUGUUUUGUUUUGUUUUUUUUAAUUUUAGUUCAAUCUAGAUUUAAUAGAUUAAUUAGUAAUGUAUUUUAAAUUUAGCAUGUUUGGUUAU
Messenger RNA from Spathaspora passalidarum NRRL Y-27907, 1868 nucleotides. It is a transcript of the gene MDR1, whose product is annotated as MFS transporter. The record is from RefSeq and is a predicted model, not a curated record. The transcript has a single exon. The coding region runs from base 419 to 1726 and encodes 435 amino acids. Gene Ontology annotation, biological process: xenobiotic detoxification by transmembrane export across the plasma membrane. Lineage: Eukaryota; Fungi; Ascomycota; Pichiomycetes; Serinales; Debaryomycetaceae. Gene Ontology annotation, cellular component: membrane. Gene Ontology annotation, molecular function: fluconazole transmembrane transporter activity; xenobiotic transmembrane transporter activity.